AUGUCGGAGAUAUAUGGAAACUUGAAUUAUUGCUACAGACGUUGGUUUAAGAGUCAUUGGCCCUCAUCACCUCCAGAUGAUGUGACGAAUUUGUUCAACGAAUACAAAGAACAUGAUAGGGAUAGAAUACGAACACCUAACCUGGCUGAAUAUCUCAAGAAACAUCAAGAUGUGGCGGAGAAGCAUGCUGUAAAGCUUGCACCAAAAAUCAUAGCUUCAAGAAAACUGAAGGGAUUCGCCAACUUUCGUAGAACCAGUCUCAGUAAGAAUGGCUUCUUUGCGUAUCUUCUCAGCAGCGAAAAUCAUCCCUUAGAUAAAAAGAAAAUGCCGGAGUUUGAUGGGAACGCUAAGUUAGCGCACUAUUUUGUAUACACAAGCAAUUGUUCCUACUUGGAACGGAACAAAAGCCAAAAUCCUAUCAAAUCUGCAGCAGCAAAGACGAUCACUAUGCCUUCUUGUCUCCGGAAAGGCCACAGGGGAGAGUCAGAGUCCAAGUCGGAUGGUGAUGGUGAGCCUAGUAACAAUCAAGAUAAAAAAGAGCAGGAGAAAUUCCGUAACAGUAUUACAGCAAUCGAAAAGGCUUUGUUGAUGGGUAUCAGAGUUAUUGAAUUGGAUGUGUGGCUGAACUCAGAUAAGAAGGGCAUUACUAUUUCUCAUCCGGGGACAAAAAAGACUUAUUAUAUUUGUAAUUACAAUGAGAAUCCAGAAAACAGUGGAAUUUUGAGAUUGACCGAAAACGAGAUAGAAUCUGCUAGAAGUACUGAGUAUACCAGUUUAACCCAGACGAAACUACUAGCAGUUUAUCCCAACUCUGAUGAUCCAGCAGUUUUCACUAAAAAUUUUGACCCUCUUAUUGGCUGGACACGCAGGGCUCAGAUGGUCGCAAUCAAUCCUCAGAAUUUUGACAAGCAUCUAUGGGUAAUGCAAGGGUUGUUUAGGGCACAACUCAACCAAGACUGUAAAAGACCUACUGGUUAUGUUAAAAAGCCAAAUAUCUUGCUGAAUAAUAAGAUUUUCGAUCGUACAGAAUGGCGCCCUGUUAAAAAGAUUUUAAAGGUAAAGGUAUAUUUGGGUACUGGCUGGCAUUUGGACUUCAACAGUGAAGAGGAAGAGUUUGAAAGUGAUUACUCCCCACCAGAUUUCUUCACAGCAGUUGAAAUUGUGGGAGUCCCAGUAGACGAGGCAAGAGAAAAAACAGUACCAGUCAUGGAUCAGUGGGUUCCAGUAUGGGAUCAAGAGUUCAAGUUCCCCUUAACUGUUCCUGAAUUAGCAAUGCUGCUGAUAGAGGUCAAAGAAUUUGACACCGACAGGACUCAUGACUUUGGAGGCCAAACUUGUUUGCCGGUCUGGCUACUCAGAAGUGGAAUCAGGUCUGUUCCAUUGUAUGACAAGAAGGGGAUUCUUAUGCGCUUUGAGUUUAACUGA
This is a messenger RNA of Chenopodium quinoa (quinoa), 1425 nucleotides long. Its product is annotated as phosphoinositide phospholipase C 2-like. Gene Ontology annotation, biological process: phosphatidylinositol-mediated signaling; lipid metabolic process. The coding region runs from base 1 to 1425 and encodes 474 amino acids. NCBI's taxonomy places the organism in Eukaryota, Viridiplantae, Streptophyta, Magnoliopsida, Caryophyllales, Amaranthaceae. Gene Ontology annotation, molecular function: phosphatidylinositol-4,5-bisphosphate phospholipase C activity. The record is from RefSeq and is a predicted model, not a curated record. The transcript is spliced from 7 exons.